Molecule: messenger RNA, 1672 nt
Organism: Heterotrigona itama
Lineage: Eukaryota; Metazoa; Arthropoda; Insecta; Hymenoptera; Apidae
Source: the annotation of a GenBank genome assembly
AUGGAAGCAAUAUCAGGACACCCUGUACAGCGGUACUCGCAGCAGCGAAUCACUGACGGCACAGCCCCACCAUCGGCUAUACCCGGCGUUCUCGUCGUCCUGCGACCCGGUGCCCGGCAACUUGGAACAAAUUGGGUCGCGUCCGCUUCAUCCUGCGUCCUCCUCGUUACCUACAACGAUAACGGCCACAACGACGGUGUCACCGGCAACGACGACGACAGCGGCAACGACGGCGACGACGACGACGGGCCUGAUCAAGCAAGAGAGCCUGCAGAGGCAUCACUUGCAAAAUCACCAUCACCUUCAGCCCCCCACCAGCGUCGCCUGAGGCCGGACGAGAUCAAAGUCGAGGUCGGCGAGGACGAGUUCGCGAACGGUGUCGCCCGAGAGGAAUCGGCUACGAAGACCGCGGAUACGUCGACGGUGGCGGCGAGCACGGUAACGGCCGCCACGACGACCACGUCGACGACGACAACGGGAACGAGCAUCCUCGCCGUGAGCAUCGGUACAGCGAGCGGCACGAUCGCCACGAUCACCACGCCGAACACCACGGCCGCGAUGACCACCGGGACCACGACGAUCCCGACGAGACGACGACGCAAACGCCGGCAGAACGAUGGAGAGGCCACCGACGACAGAGAGGACGACGAAGAGAACGAGGAAGAGGAGGUCGAGACGGAGAAACGGCUGAAACUCGACGAAGACGCCGACAACAGGCCCAUCAGUCCUUUGAGGAGGGAUUAUCCGACUGCCAACGCAACAGAUACGGAAGGGACCAAGGAACGAACGGAAGAAGUCGCGUUGGAGCGGACACCGGUGACGCAGGGUUCGUUGCGGGUAAAGACGGAGGAAGAGUUGCAAGGAGUGCCGAGUUCUGGAGGCGGCCCGACGAUAUUGACGACACCGACGCCGGAUUCGGACGUUAUCAGGUCAGGAUUGCCGUGUCGGGAGGUUGAAGCAGCCGCUAGGAACACGGUGGCGCCGUUUCUUAUUGGAAGCCGACGCACCAGCCCACCGCCAGAAGACUGGAAGCCGCUAGACAAGUGUUACUUUUGCCUGGACGGCAAGCUACCGCACGAUGAUCAACCACCACUCAGUCCGCAGAGCGACAGUAGCAGCAGCUCGCGGUCGGCCGAGUCACCGAUGUCGGUCCAGGUGGACCCGAUGGCGGCGUCCGUGGUCGCCGCCGCUCUCACCGGUAGCUACCCUACCCUACUGCCUCAGUGGUGUCUACCACCAAGGGAGGCACCUCUCGUUGCAGGGGUGCAGCCUCAUCAGGACAGUGCAACGCCAGCCGAUCAACCUCUCGACUUAUCGGCCAAACCGAAAAACUCUCAGUUCUUGUUACCGCGCGAAACCACGUAUGACCGGGCCGGUGGCGGCCGUGGCGGCGGCCGCAGCAGCUGCGGCAGGCGUCGGUGGUGUCCCCGUGGUGGGUGCCGGGGGUGGCCGGAGGGCCUACACCGAGGAGGAACUGCAAGCAGCGCUCAGGGAUAUCCAGAGUGGCAAGCUCGGCACACGAAGGGCGGCCGUGAUCUACGGGAUACCGCGUAGCACACUGCGCAACAAGGUCUACAAGCUUGCGAUGGAGCGCGAAAGGGACGCGUCCCUGUCUAGCACCCACUCACACCCUCACGAGCCCGGCGCCCCAGCCACCACCACCACCACCAUC